CGAUGUCACGGUUGUCGACACUCGGCGCGACUACUUGGAAACGAUCCUCGAGUUUUUGCCGUUGAAAAAGCGCGCGGGGAGCUCCGAAUGUUCCGGGACGAGUCGAGUGUGACAAACGAGCCCCGAAAGACGAGAACCGGUCGCUCGCUCACUUUUCACGCUCGUAAGAAAACUAUGCAAGGGGAAAAUGAAAGACGCGCGCCAGCUGUCUAAUAUUGUGCUGUGGAGGCACUUGCGACUCCAACUCUGUUCCGCCAACCUCCGACUGUGAACGAGACGUUUAACUUAGCUUGAGAAUUUGAUGCGAAGGUAACGGAAGGUGUCCAGCCAAGACGAGCGUACGUAUUUCUAAAGUCUGGGAGGCGUCGCCGUCUUUUACUCGGCAGUAUUUUUGGGGAGCUGACGAGUUUUCCGUUUUCCCGGGUAUCGUGAAGGCAGCGCGGUUCGCACCGCGCGCCGAUUGGCCGCAAUCGGUCGCCGCGGUAACGAGUCUCGGAAGGGACUCGCGCCGUCUGGCUUUCGGAACUCGCCGCCGUCGGUAAUCCCAGCUAACGCGCUAAGUAGCUAACGCGCGACGAUUCGAUGGCGAACGGUUGAAAAACCCGCCACGUCGCCCCGAAAAGCGUCCAAAAGUUUCCCCGAGCGACGCGCGUGCGCGGCGGCGGCGCAAUGGGAAGACGAGGACAAAGUUGACAACUUGUUGACGGCUAGCAGCUCGCUUCGCCGUUAGCCUGCCAGUCGGCAAGUUGAGCGUCCAGCAGUUAGACGGAGCCCCAUGAGCCACGCCGCCCGCGGCCCGCUUUUGGCCGCCCUGUUCGGCGCGACGGAGGCCGACGCCGAACCGCCGGGAGCCGCGGAGUUGAUCAAAGAGCGCCUGUAUUUCGCCACGCUGCGAAGCAAACCCAAAAGCACGGCCAACACGCACUACUUCUGCACGGACGACGAGUUUGUCUACGAGAAUUUCUACGCCGACUUUGGCCCUCUCAACUUGGCCAUGUUGUACCGAUACUGCUGCAAGCUCAACAAGAAGCUCAAGUCGUUCGCGCUGAGCCGGAAACGCAUCGUGCACUACAGCAGCUUCGACCAGAGGAAGCGCUCCAACGCGGCCGUGCUCAUCGGCGCAUACGCGGUGAUCUACUUGAAGAAAACGCCGGAAGAGGCUUACAGAGCUUUGGUGUCGGGAUCCAACGCCUCCUACCUGCCCUUCAGGGACGCGUCCUUUGGGAAGUGCACCUUCAACCUGAGCGUCCUGGACUGUCUGCUGGGCAUCCGCAAGGCUCUCCAACACGGCUUCUUCGACUUUGAGUCUUUCGACGUGGAUGAGUACGAACAUUACGAGCGCGUGGAGAACGGCGACCUGAACUGGAUCGUGCCGGGGAAACUUUUGGCCUUCAGCGGCCCGCAUGCCAAAAGCAAAAUGGAGAACGGUUACCCGCUCCACGCGCCCGAGUGGUACUUCCCGUACUUCCGGCAGCGCGGCGUGGUGGCGGUGGUGCGUCUGAACAAGAAGAUGUACGAGGCGGCCCGCUUCGCCGACGGCGGUUUCCGCCACUGGGACCUCUUCUUCCUGGACGGCAGCACGCCGGGCGAGGCCAUCACGCGGCGCUUCCUGGCUCUGUGCGACGCCACGCCCGGCGCCCUGGCCGUGCACUGCAAAGCCGGCCUGGGCAGGACGGGCACGUUGAUCGGCUGCUACCUGAUCAAGCACUACCGCUUCAGCGCCGCCGAAGCCGUCGCCUGGAUCCGCAUCUGCAGGCCGGGCUCCAUCAUCGGACCUCAGCAGCACUUCCUGCAAGAGAAGCAGGCGUGGCUUUGGUUGCUAGGAGACCGUCAGCGCUCGCAGGGGUCAAAGGCCGCAGAGGACGACCACGUGGGCCAGCUGAUGUCCCGCGUGGAGGGCCUCGCCUUGAACGGCGCCGCUCGACCUCCGCUCGGCGAGGACCGCCCGCGCGAGGUAAACGUGCCCGUCGACAUCUUAUGCACGCCGCCAAACUUUUUCUCACCGCAGGAGGACGCCGGCGAGCGGUCGCCUCCGACUCAGGGAGACAAACUGCGAGCCCUAAAAGGUCGCCGACCCCUCCGUUCCGCCGCCUCUCCGGCUUUCAGGGAGGAGCAGCGCGGCGGGACGCCGACACGGCCCAUCAGACUGCGGGCGGGCGCCGACGGGGGCUCCGCCUCCUCACCGCCGAAGUCGCCGGCGGCCUCCGCUUCGGCCGCGGCCAAGAGGAUCGCUCGCGGCGCGUCGUCGUCGGCGAGCGGCUUGAGCUCCCGAUGGGCCGUCUCGCUCGGCGACGUGUACGCCGCGCGGGCGCCGCCUUCUUCGGCGGCCCCGCGUGCUUACGCCAGCUCGUUGAUGCCGGGACGCCGCCUGAGCCUCUCCGUUCCUUCGCUCCAGUCGAACUGCGUCGACUUCUAGAAGGUCCAACGUGCCCUGAAGGCACGGCGGCGGCAAAAGAAGAAAGCCGACACGAUCGGGAUCAGCUCGGGGAGCGAGUCGUCCCUUUUGGGCGGCGUGGUUUUUGCGAUGACGUCACAGGCAAAGCCCGACGAGCCAGCAACUUUGGACUUGUGAGCAGGUGACGCGGCGUUGCGCAACGCUAGCCGUUAGCCGAAGGAGGAAGACCGGUUUGAAGUCACCUUUGAUUGGAAUGUUGUUGUUGUUUUUUUUAGCCGAGUUACUUUGUUGAAUUUUGUGCUGGUGCGCGGCUCCGUGACCGACCAGCACGGGGCCGAUCUUCUACCUCUUCCGUGUCGUUUGUUGCAGCAAAAUAAGGUCACGCUCUCGCUCGCAAUUUUACAUUCUCGUGUUUGAAGUUUGUUUGCUAGUCGCGGUGGUGAUGAUGAUGAUGAUGAUGAUGAAGAUGAAGAAGUGCCAUAAUGAAUCAUGUGGAAGCGUUUCUCCAAAAGGAGAACGGCCCGCCCGGGCUUUUAUUUUGAAGGGAAGCUGCUUUUUGAUGUUUGGAAUAUACUGGGGGAGGGGGGAGAGAUUUAUUUUCUUGAAGGAAAUAAAUGAUUUUUGUCGA
Molecule: messenger RNA, 3023 nt
Organism: Hippocampus zosterae (dwarf seahorse)
Lineage: Eukaryota; Metazoa; Chordata; Actinopteri; Syngnathiformes; Syngnathidae
Gene: cdc14ab
Product: cell division cycle 14Ab
Exons: 15
Coding region: 776-2416 (546 amino acids)
Biological process (GO): cilium assembly; positive regulation of cytokinesis; protein dephosphorylation
Cellular component (GO): spindle pole; mitotic spindle; nucleolus
Molecular function (GO): protein serine/threonine phosphatase activity; protein tyrosine/serine/threonine phosphatase activity
Source: RefSeq, a predicted model, not a curated record